AAACAAUUACUGUUCAUUCCCGAAGCAGGCACCUUAACAAAAUACCUCCACAAAUCACUAGCGGUGCACCGUUUUUCAGAAGGGAAGAAAAAACGACUUCCACAGUUCAAACUUCAAACAAGAAUUCUCAGACGUUUCCGAGAGAGAUGGGGAAGGAAGGGAUAAGCAACAAGCAGGUUAUACUGAAAGACUAUGUCGCCGCCGGAUAUCCAAAAGAGUCCGACAUGGAACUACGAACCGUCACUCUCGCGCACCUAAAAGUUCCCCAAGGUUCAAACGCCUUGCUGGUCAAAAAUCUCUAUCUUUCCUGCGAUCCCUACAUGCGCAAUCGCAUGAGCAAAUCCCAGGGAAGCUAUGUCGAGUCCUUCACUCCUGGAUCGCCGAUUGUGGGAUAUGGAGUGGCAAGAGUUCUGGAUUCUGAUAAUUCCAAUUUCAAGGAAGGUGACUUAGUUUGGGGAUUAACUGGGUGGGAAGAGUACAGCUUAAUCACUUCUACACAGUCUCUCUUCAAGAUUCAACAUACUGAUGUCCCUCUUUCUUACUACACCGGACUGCUUGGUAUGCCCGGGAUGACUGCUUAUGCAGGAUUUUAUGAGGUUUGCUCUCCCAAAAAAGGGGACACAGUGUAUGUUUCGGCCGCAUCGGGUGCUGUUGGUCAGCUUGUUGGCCAAUUUGCCAAGCUCUUGGGUUGCUAUGUUGUUGGUAGUGCUGGUACAAAAGAAAAGGUGGACCUGUUGAAGAACAAAUUUGGGUUUGAUGAGGCUUUCAACUACAAAGAGGAGCAAGACUUGGUUGCUGCUUUGAAAAGGUUGUGAUAGAAGAUCCCAUUCAAAUGAAUCAUUCCUUGUCUAGAACUGUUAUUCUUAUAAUUCUGUAUUUAUUACCUUGUUCUUUUUUUCAUGUUUACCAGAUUCUUCCCCAAUGGAAUUGACAUUUACUUUGAGAAUGUUGGGGGGAAGAUGCUAGAUGCAGUGCUUCUUAACAUGAACCUCCAUGGGCGGAUCGCUGUGUGUGGGAUGAUAUCACAAUACAAUCUUGAAAAGCCUGAAGGUGUGAACAACUUAUUCUGUCUUAUUAGUAAACGAAUCCGCAUGCAAGGGUUUCUGGUGUUCGAUUACUACCACCUCUAUCCCAAAUUUCUUGAGAUGAUCCUGCCAUGCAUAAAGGAAGGGAAGGUCACUUAUGUGGAGGAUGUUGCCAAGGGACUUGAAAGUGCUCCGGCUGCUUUGGUCGGCAUUUUCUCUGGUCGGAAUGUUGGGAAGCAGUUGGUUGCCAUUUCCCACGAAUAGUUGUCGUUAUUUUCCAUGCCUAUCUUCAUACAAACAUAUGCUACUUUACUCAAUUAAUUAACCUUACUAAUAAAUGAAGCAUGUGUUUUGCUAUUAUAGAUUUUUUUGGGGGGGUGCUUCGGAAAUUAGAAUGAAGCUAUAGCAUAU
This is a messenger RNA of Cuscuta epithymum, 1436 nucleotides long. NCBI's taxonomy places the organism in Eukaryota, Viridiplantae, Streptophyta, Magnoliopsida, Solanales, Convolvulaceae. The record is from the annotation of a GenBank genome assembly.